AUGCUCAGCGAGCAGAAAUUCCGAGAAGAAUUGCAAAAAUUCGUAGAACAAAUGUCACAAAACAAGUGGAAUUGGCAGUUGAAAGAGGUGAAAAUCAGAAUUAUGAUUUUUUCAGCAAAAUUCAAAUUUCAGAAUGGAAAAUACGCUCGUGAGACGCAUCUGGAGACGUUGUCUUCUGGAAAAAUAGUCUCAGCAGACAUUCAUAUUCUCUACAACUCCACUUAUCAAGUUCCCACUCUUUGGUUCAACUUUUUCGAAAACAGUGAGAGAUUUUCUUCAAAAGUGGGCGAAGCUUCAAAAAUCGAUAUUUUCGUUGCAGAUGGCGCACCGAUUCCAUUCGAAGAAGUUGUCAGGGAUAUUCUGAAAAUUCCAGAAUCUGAGGAAUCGGAUUCGUCGCUUCGCCAGCGAAUUUCCCACUAUGAGCAUCCGAUUCUGGGAGUACUGUACUAUAAUAUUCACCCUUGUAAUACGGAAAAAAUUAUGAAGGAGCUGAAAACAGAUUCGUAUUUGAUUUCAUGGCUCAGCGUAUAUGGACAGCAACUGGGUCUUCGACUGCCGGAUUCUUUGAAAGUGCACUAA
Caenorhabditis briggsae is the source of this 579-nucleotide messenger RNA. It is a transcript of the gene Cbr-atg-10, whose product is annotated as Protein CBR-ATG-10. Bases 1 to 579 code for a protein of 192 amino acids. Lineage: Eukaryota; Metazoa; Nematoda; Chromadorea; Rhabditida; Rhabditidae. The record is from RefSeq and is a predicted model, not a curated record. The transcript is spliced from 2 exons. Gene Ontology annotation, molecular function: Atg12 transferase activity. Gene Ontology annotation, cellular component: intracellular anatomical structure. Gene Ontology annotation, biological process: protein lipidation; protein modification by small protein conjugation; macroautophagy.